Metarhizium album ARSEF 1941 is the source of this 597-nucleotide messenger RNA. Its product is annotated as Ceramidase. Bases 1 to 597 code for a protein of 198 amino acids. NCBI's taxonomy places the organism in Eukaryota, Fungi, Ascomycota, Sordariomycetes, Hypocreales, Clavicipitaceae. Gene Ontology annotation, cellular component: endoplasmic reticulum membrane. The transcript has 3 exons. Gene Ontology annotation, biological process: ceramide biosynthetic process; ceramide catabolic process. The record is from RefSeq and is a predicted model, not a curated record.
AUGUCCGGCGUAGCCGACGAGUUGUCCAUGCAUCUUCUCACGACCCCGCUGCUGUAUCGCAUCUUGACCUUGAACCGGUCGGAGCGGUAUACCAAAACGGCGGGCGUCGUUCUCCUGGCGCUCUUUACCAUCGUCAUGGCCACCCACAUGCUCAUGGACGAGUUUCUGCUGCACGCCACGACCUUUGGCUUUGCCGUCUACAUGAUUGCCACGAGGGUCGCCGGGCUCAUCUCCCAGCAAGUCCCCGAUCCGCGCAUCAGGACCAACGUCGAAAAGGUCGCUAGGUUCGGCACGCUCAGUUUCGCCUUCGGCUUCCUAGUCUGGCUCAUUGACGAGUGGGCGUGCGGCGUGUUGAACCGCGUGAGGCAGUCUGUUGGCCUGCCCGCCGCAUUCUUCCUCGAGUUGCACGGAUGGUGGCACGUCUUCACUGCAAUCGGCGGCUACAUCGCCGUUGCGCUCGUCGACGAAAUGACGUCCGGCGAAGUCUCCGCCGACCCGACCCAGUCGCUUGCCUGGCCUGUCCCCCUUGCCGCGAAAUACGUACCGGGACUGGGGAAGCCAGGCAAGCCGAAUGGUGUCGACGGCAAGACCGCGUGA